Messenger RNA from Pistacia vera, 864 nucleotides. RefSeq names its product ribosomal protein S1, mitochondrial-like. The record is from RefSeq and is a predicted model, not a curated record. The transcript has a single exon. The coding region runs from base 86 to 697 and encodes 203 amino acids. Lineage: Eukaryota; Viridiplantae; Streptophyta; Magnoliopsida; Sapindales; Anacardiaceae.
UUGUCAAAAUCUAAUUUUCUCUCGAUUUUUCUUAGUUACCCUUUCUCUCGUCAAAACACUAAAAAGAAAAUCUAAAAGCCAUACGAUGAGCAUCUACUUGAGUCGAUUAUUUCCAAGAUCUAAUUCAAGUUUUCUCUUAUGUAGUGGAAACGCCUUACAAUCUGAAGUUUUUCGCUUAAGGGACAAAAUGUUCUUGGUGGAUGCAGGAAUUGGGACCCCCAAAAUUUGUAUGCAAGAUGAGCUUACAGGCGUGCCAAUCAACCGAGCCACCAGGUUUGAGAAUAUGGUGGGAUUUAAGGAUCUAGUGGCCCGUGAAUCACUGAUCAGAGAGAAGAUGUUGGAGAGAUUCUUCAUCGAUCUAGUGGCCGGUGAAUCACUGAUCAAAGAGCAAGCAGCCGCCAGGUUUACUGAUUUGGUGGGAUCCACAGAUGUAGUGGCUGGUGAGCCGCUUCUUCUUCUUCCACGAAAAUUCAGACAAGAGCGAGCUUGGAUGGAACUGAACAAGAUUUGGCGAACGAAUACAAAGGUCAAAGGCUUUAUUAUUGAGAAAGUCAGAGGAGGUUAUUCGGUAGCCAUCGCAGGUUUCAUUGCUUUUCUUCCAUUCCGUCCUCUUCAUUUUAAAAAUCAAAGGAUGUUGAAUGAUCGAUUCGCCAUUGAGAGCCUUAACCCCAAAAGGACGCAAUUGGUGGUGUUCUAACAAAAAAUAAAAAUUGUAAUUUUUUUUUUUUUUUUUUUUUUUUUUCUUGUUGAGUUGAAGCUGUUUCUUGGUUGUUUAUUUGUUUGUAGGAUUGUUGAUUUAAUAUUUGUGAUGAAGGAGUAGGUAGAAAUGAUUUUGAUUAAUUGGAAUGUGUUGAUUUUCAUUCA